AGCGGGCGCCCCUCGUACGGGGCUCUCGGGAGCGGGUGCGCCUUUAAAAGCGGAGCGGCCUCCGGGCGGUGACGUGCGCCUGGCUGCCGGCCCGCGGAGGGAGGGUGGGGGCCGCCUCCUGUCAGCCUGCCCGCCCUGCCUCCCUCCCUCCCUCCCUGCCCGGGGCCGAGGCGCGCAGCAACUUUGGUGCCUCUCAGGCGCGCGCGCCCGCGCGCUCUCUCCGCUCCCGCCCUCCUGCCCGAGCCCCGCGACGGAUUCAAAGCCUGGCGCCCCGCGACGGCUCGGCCAGCUGCGGGUCUGGGAGGUAACCUUGUGAAGUGCAAAGAUGUCUCUCCAUGAGUCCCGAGCCUCGACCCUUCUUGCCUGGGUGAACAGCUUGAAGCUGGAAGACCCCCUGAAUUCGCUGUCUCAGCUCCAAGACGGCGGAGUCUUCAUCAAGAUCAUCAAUAAAAUCCAUGGCACAGACGAGGCACAGGCUGUUUUGCAGCAGAAUCUGUCAGAGCGGGUUGCCUACAUCUGCAGCUUUCUUGCGAAGUGCUGCAAGCACAAGUCCACCGUACACAACCUGGUUUCGGAGGAGAAGCUUUUAGCGGGUGAAGAACUGGAACUGGCCAAGGUGGUCAUGUUGCUGCUUUACCAGGCGUCCAUGAGUGACAAGAUUCCUAGGGAAUGGAGCACGGUUGAGUAUGACAUUCAGGCAGAGAUGGCCAAGUUCCUGAACUUCAUGCUGUACAAUGAAGAUUGCCUCGGUGAGAACCUGGAGAACUUUCUUCAAAAGAAAAUGUCGCAGUCAUCCAGCGUCUCUGGCUCCAGCACCAGCUCCGAGGAGACCACCCCACAGAAGCCAGAGGUGCACUUCUUGAAACUGCAGAAGGUUGCUUCCUCCUCCAGUCUCCAUAAAUUCCUCCCUGGCUCCUCUGCCUCUCCCAUUGGUGAUAUCAUGCAGACACCCCAGUUUCAGAUGAGGAGGCUGAAGAAGCAGCUAGAGGUCGAGAGGGAGAACCGGGACGAUCUAGAGCGCGAGUUGGCCGAGAAUCGAAAGCUCGUUGACGAGAAAGACACACAAAUCCUGGUGAUGAAGCAACGGAUCGACCGCCUGACUCGUCUCCAAGAGAGACAAGCAGCAGAUCAGGUGGAACCCAAGGAGAUGGAGGAGCUCCGGGAAAAGAACGAAAGUCUCCUCCUACGCCUGCAUGAGACGUUGAAGCAGUGCCAGGACUUGAAAACUGAAAAAGGACAGAUGGACCGGAAGAUCAAUCAGCUCUUGGAGGAGAACGGAGAUCUCUCUUUCAAGCUGCGGGAGCUGGCUGGCAACCUUAUGGGACUGCAGGAAGCCAUGAACGAGCUCUCCGCAGAACACAGCACGGCCCUGAGGGACUGGGAGGAGAGGAGGGUCCUCCUGGAAAACGAUCUCCACCACGCCCUCGGCGAGAAGAAAUGCUUGGAAGAGAAGGUGGAGAUUCUGCAGGGGAAGAUCUCCCUGCUGGAGGACCAGCUGGCGAAGCUGAAGGAGAGCAGCUCCUCCCCAGAGACGGGCGAGGUCAUGGGGAACGUCUUGCAGCUUGAAGACCUGAAACAGCAGGUGGCCAGCCUCCAUAGCCAGCAGGCUGAGCUCCAGGCAACUGUUGCCCGUGUGGAAGAGGAGAAGCGUCUGCUGGAAGCCACCCUCCAGUCCGACAGGGGCAGCUUUGAAGAGGAGAAGCUCCAGCUCACAGGCCUUCUGGCCAGCCUGCAGAAUUCCGUCUCGGAGCUCUCUCGAGCCAAGGAGAAGCUGGAGCAGGACUCACGGGCGCAGGAAGAGUGCCUGGCUACCCAGGCGAAUGCCCUGACAGCAGAGAUAGCCAAGCUGACCGGCUUCCUUCACCAGAAGGACCAGGAGCUGUCGGCUUUGCACCAACAGGUGGAAGUGGAGAAGAGCCAGAAAGGCCGGCUGGCGGAAGACCUGCAGAAAAAUGAGCAGAUGUCCAGGACGGCCAUCCAAGAGCUGACCCUCCAGCUGGAUCAGCUGAGUGACUCCCUGAAGCAGAGCAGGGAAGCCCUGGCGCAGGCAGAAGCGGCGGGCCAGGAAGAGCGCCACAGGGCUGGCCAGCAGAAGGAGCUGGCUCGCAGGCAACUGGAGGAGAAGGAAGCCGAGCGAUCCGCUCUCGCAAGGCAGCUGCAAGCUCUGGGGGAAGCCAGGGAUGUGUCUGUCGCAGAGGCCCAGAGGGAGAAGGCGGCGCUCAGCCAGAAGGUCCAGGAGCUGGAGGCCAGGAUCGUGGCCCUCACGGCCCAGUGCCAGCAGAGUGAGGUCCACGCGGGAGCGGUGCAAAGUCUGAAAGGCCAGCUGCGCGAAGCCCAGCAGAAGCUGGCGGACAGAGAGAAGCAGGCCAAAGAGAACGCGCAUCUCCAGGAGCGGCUCUUGAUUCUGGAGGAGUCAGUCCGCAACACGGAGGGCAUCUUGGAGGACGAGAAGAGGAGGGCGGCCGAGUCCCUGGAAGGCAACCUCCGGCGGAUAGCUGAGCUGGAGGAGCAGCUCCGGGAGCUGACCAAGCACCGUGACCAAGCACGGCAGGACUCGAGCGAGGAGAAGGCCAAGAGGCAGGCCCUGGAGGAGCAAGUGCAGCGGCUGGGGGAGGAAGCCAGAGCCAAGGGGGAGGCGCUUCAGCGCCAGCUGGCGGAGCUGUCCUCGGCCUCCUCCCCAGGAGACGAAGGCGAGCGUGGCAAGCUGCAGGAAAAGAUCCAGGCCCUGAGCCUGGACCAGGAGCAGGCCCAGCAGCAGCUGCAGGCUGAGCGGCAGAAAGCGGAAGCCUUGGAAGCCCAGCUGAAGCUCCUGGACGCUGAACACCAGGAAGCACUGGCCGUGCUGCAGGCCAAAGCCGCUCGUGCUCUGGCUGAGGCCCAGGAGAGGGAGGGCGCAGAGGAGAAGCUCAGAGCCGAGGUGGCCUCUUGGCAGGAGAAAGCGGCAGCGGCCCAUCGGGAAGCAGCCCAGAGCGUGGCCGAGCUGAAGGAGGAGGAGCGCAAGGCAGCGCUGGCUCUCGAAGCCCUCGCCAAAGAGCUGGCUGCAGAGAGAGGCGUCCGGGCGGAGCUGGAGGCCAGAGUGCAGCAGCUGGGGGAACAGGGCCACAAAGACCUGGCUGCAGCUAAGGCCAGGCUCAGGUCUGCUUUACAAGAAAAGGAGCGCGAGCUGGCCAGCCAGGUGAGCUCCCUGCAGGCGGAACUCGAGGAAGCUGUGCAGCAGCAAAAGCGAGAGCUGGCUGCACAUGAGGAGGAGGUCAAGCGACUGGCGGGGGAGCAGGAGCGAGCCCGAGUGGAGCUGGCCACGGAAAAGGCCAGCAAGGCCGCCCUGGAGGUGCAGGUGCAGAACGUCACCAACGAGCUCCGGGUGGAGGUCUCCGGUCUCCAGGAAGAGGCGGCCAGGGCACGGUCCUUGGCGGAGGAGAAGGAGCGGGAGCUGGAGGAGCUGCGCCUGAAGAACGUCUCCCGCAACGAGGAGCUGAGGGACCUGCAGAAGACCGUCCGGAAGCUGAAGGGCGAGCUGGCCUCAGUGGAGGCGCUGAAGGAGAGGGCGGCCAAGAUGGAGGGCGAGCUGCAGGGCUUCCUGGAGUUAGCCAGGACCCGGGGUGCAGAGCUGGACAGUGUCAAGUCCGCCCUGCAUGCCAAAGGUCUGCUCCUGCAAAGCCUGGAGGAAGAGAAGCGGCGGCAGGAGCGGGAGUGUGCCUCCAGCCGGGAGCUCUGUGAAGAGACGCGCAAGGAGUGUGAGGCACUCCGCAGCCAAGUGGAGAAGCUCGAGCAGCAGGGUGAGGAGCAGCGUGGCACGGUUGUCAAGCUGGAGAAAGCGGCAACUGCCUCUGAGCGGCGGCAGGCAGUCGAGGCGGAGGCUUUGCAGCGGGAAGCGGCGCAGCACAGGGACAAGGCCUUGGAGCUGGAGAAGCUCCUGGCGACCUCCCGGUCCUCGCAGGCCAGCACCAUUGAGAAGCUGAAACGGGAGCUCCUGGAGAAAGGGAAAGAGCUGGCUCAGAGCAGAGAGGCGGCAGCCAGGGCCGAAGCAGAGCUGGCCUCCCUGCGGGCUUCUGCCCAGGAGAAGGGCAAGUCCGAGGAGAGCUGGAAGGAGCAAGUGUCGCGCUGCCUCCAGGACAUAGAGAGGAAGAGCAGCCUGAUCGGCGGCCUGGAGAAGGAGCUGUCCUUCAUGCGCAGGCAGGUGCUGGAGAAGGAAGCGGAGAGCAAGGAGCUGCGGCGGGUGGCUGUGGCCGAGUCGGACAAGAGCAAGAAGGUGGAGGAGCGGCUGCGGCUGCUCCAGUCCGAGAUGGCCACCGCUGCCUCUCGAGCGGCGGAGAGGUGCUCCACCAUGAAGGCUGAGGCGCAGGACUUCCAGAAGCAGGCGGAGGAGCUGCAGGUCUCCUUGGAGGCCCAGAAGAAGGAGCUGAGCGCCCUGGCCAAGCGCGAGGAGGACCUCUGCAAGGAGCUCAGGGCCUCGCAGGAGAGAGCCUCCCAGAAGGAGCAGAUCCUCCUGUCCAUGCAGCAGGAGCUGGCCGGAGCUCAGGCCGUGAUCGGGGAGCUGAUGCCCGUCCAGCGCUUGUACCAGCAGCUGCAGGCCGAGCAGGCGGCCCAGAAGAGCGAGCACCAGGAAGAGCUGCAGCGGCUGCACCAAGGCACCGGCGCCCUGCAGGCAGAACUGGCCCAAGCCAAGCAGGAGCUGGCGGAGCUGCUUUCCCUGAAGGAGAGGAGCCUUGAGCAAGAGCGCCGCCUGCAGCAGCUGCAGGCAGAGAACGCCGGCUACGCGGAGCGCCUUGCCACUCUGCAGCAGGCCCACGCCCAGCUGGCCGAAGAGAACCGAGCGCUUGGCGAGCAGGGGCUGCAGCGCCUGGACGCGGAGCUGGCCCAGGCCAAGCACAGGCACGCCCAGGAGCUGGAGGCUGCCAGGCUGGAGGCGGAGAAGCGAGUGGCCGUGAGCAAGAGGGAAGCUGAGGAGGCCCGGAAGAAGGUGGAGGGGGUGACAGCCCAGUACGAGGAGGCGAAGCAGAGACUGCUGGUGCAGGUGGAGCAGCUAGAAAAAUGUCAGAAAGAGCAAGCUAAGCAGGCAGAGGAGCUGAAACAGAAGCUGAGUCAGCAAGAGAAAGCUGGCCGAGCCCAACAGCAGAAAGCCAAGGUGCGUGAACAAGAACUCCAGAAGGAGGUUGAGCACCAGAAGGAAAAGGUGGCCGACCUCCAGGAACAGCUGGCCCAGAAGGAACAAGCUGCUGAGCAUUACAAGGCCCAGAUGGAGAAGGCCAAAACACACUACGACGCCAAGAAACAACAGAAUCAGGAGCUCUUGGAUAAACUGAAAGGACUGGAGCAGCUCGAGAAGGAGAACAGUGAACUGAAGGCGGAGUCGGCGCGCCUCGUCCAGGAGCUGCAGCGCACCGUCCUGCAGGCGAAGGAGUCGGAGCUGAGCUGCAAGAACCUCACCAGCCGAGUCCACAGCUUGGAGGCGCAGGUGGAAUUUGCUGACCGCCAGCUGCGAGGGCAUCGCAAGUUCCAGGUGGCCACAUAUACACUGAAGAGCCGUGAGACCUUCCGGCAGAACCCAGCGGACAUCAGCACAGACAGCCUGGACCUGAGCACCAGCGAGGAAGCUCAGCCCCACAACUCCACCACCAGCAGGAAGACCCGCCGUUCCCUCUCUGAAUCCGGGACAGCCGAGGCGGCCAGAGCAUCACAACAGCUGCCCCGCAAAGUGGAAUCUCUGGAGAGCCUCUACUUCACGCCCAUCCCCACCCGAGCAAGGUCCAAGCUAGAGAGCAGCGGGAGUUCGGCGGGUGACGUUUCCUUUGAGUCGGGACGGAAGACGCUCUCCGCUCGCCGGCGCACCACGCAGGUCAUCAACAUCACUAUGACCAAGAAACAUCCUGAGCCGGAGACUCCAAACAGCCCCAACGCCUCCUUCUUCAGCGUGCAGUCCUCCGGGUCCCAGGCAAGCGCCCCCAGCCAAGAGUCGGUCAAAACUCGCCUGCGUUCAGCGGCCGCCUCGUCCACUCGCUCGCUGGCCAGCCUCCCCUCUCAGGAGUCCCUCGCCAGGCUGGGCACCUCUUCCCCUGACGAUGCAGCUGGCCACGCGGCACUGAUGAGCCUGCCAGGCUACCGGCCCGCCACUCGCAGCUCCAUGAGACGCUCCCAGAUUGGGGGGGCCAGUGCUGGGGGCCGGAGCAGCCUGUACUUGGGCACCUGCCAGGAUGAGCCGGAUCAUCUGAACGAGUGGAACCGCAUAGCUGAGCUGCAGCAACGCAACAGCGUGUGUCCGCCUCACCUGAAGACCUGCUACCCCUUGGAAUCCAGGCCAUCCCAGUCGCUGACCACCAUCACAGACGAGGAGAUGAAGACCGGAGACCCCAAAGAGACGCUCCGGCGUGCCAGCAUGCUGCCUUCUCAGAUUGCAGAGGGCCCCGUCACUCGCCGCAGCAUGCUGAGUUCUGCCUGGGCGGCCGGAGGGGUGGCCACUCGGCAGCAAAGGAAGCGCUCCUCGGAUGAGUCCCAGCAGGGUCCCGGGACCCCUGAGUCCAAGAAAUCUGCCAGCUGUUUCCCACGACCCCAGACCCCCAAACGGCGGAACGAGGAACUCAAGCGCAGCUCCCUUGCCGGGGGCAAGAAGGGGGCAACCCAGGCAGCUGACAAACAGUCUGAGAGGCGCCAGUCACUGGCUUUCAGCAUCCUCAACACACCGAAGAAAUUGGGCAACAGCCUUCUGCGCCGUGGCGCCAACCGGAAAGCAACUCCUAAAAGCACCCCCCGGGGCAGCAGCCGAAGGUCCCCCAGGACAGCCACCUCUCCCAAGGGCAAGGCAAACUCCAAGUCCCUCAAGACCUCAAAAUUCUAACGCGGCUUUCCCUGGCUGACGCCACCCUCCCUUCCCGUGAUCUCCCUGCGGGGAGAGAGCAGGACGCCACUGCCACCCCGGAGCCUGUCUUCAUGGGCCCAGCGGAGUCCCUAGAAGCCUCCCCCCCUCCCUGCUCACCAGCGGACCGCCUCUUCCCUUCCAGCCCUGGCGAGGCCGAGGGACCGGAGCCUUCUCGCCAGGAUGCUGCCGAGUACAGUGCCUGCCCCCUCCGGGGGGUGGAGGGGGUGGAAGGAUCCCCUCCUCGUCCAUGAUCCCACUGGGUUUAAAACGGGACGGUUUCCAAAAUCAUUCCAGACUCUGCCCAACUGUCUGGAGGGCAAAUGCCGUGCCCCACCCUCCUUGUUACAGUGGAGUAGGGCAGCGGUGGCAUGGGGGGAUUACAGGGGUAAUUAGGGUCUGGGCUUCUUUUGGCAACUUGCCGCUGUUCCCUGCGACCUUAAAAAUCUAGGGUGGCAUCUCCCAAAGAGAACCUUCCCCCUCCCUGGACCAGUGGCUCACCCCACACAGCUUCCAACGGGUCAGGAAGGACCCUGUCCGCCAGCAUAGCUGAAACCACUGCAGCGGAUUUCUUCAAGGCAUCCGCAGUGGAAAGAGUUCCCACCACCACCACCACCAUCUGCUUCCUCGUGUAAAUUCUGCAAGCAGGCUGCAGCCAGCCACGCUGUCCCUCCGUUCUCAGCCACCCCACCUGCGGAGCGAGUGCUGAUGGGCUGGAAACUUGAAGAUGGAAAGCUUCUGGCAAAGAGGCCGUGGAGGAGCUGCUCAGCCUUGGCGGGGGAAAAUCCCCUCCUGUACAAAGCUUAGCUCUGGUCUUCCCAGCAGCCUGUGCUUGCUUCCCUGAAAAGUCGACACCGUUGGAGCAGCAGCUGUCUUAAAGACCUCUUGUCAACUGAUGGGCAAGAGGGAUCGGGCUGGGCAGACACCUCCCCUUGAUUCUGCAGGCUUUACUUAGCUGUGUUGCUUCGUAUUGUACUCUGUAGGCACAGGUGUGCGGGGGGUGGAAACUUCAUUGCAGUGUCCCUCCUGCAUGGGGCAGAUGGAUGCAUGCGGGAGAGGAGGGUUGUAGGACCGCUCAAGAACUUGCAGGCGGGCCUGAUGGGGAGAGGGUGUGGCACGCACGGGGCAGAGGGAAGGCAGGGCUCCUGGCCCGUUCUUCUUCUCUGCAGUGGGGCUGGUGCAGGGGCCCUUCCGGGCAACGGGUGUCCCCUGUCAUGGUGCUUCGGAUACUCCCCUCGGAUAGGCCAGCAGCGUGCUUUGCCUUCAGCUGCCUGCUUGGGGGAAAGGAAAGGCAGCGGCAGCGGCCAAGAAGACUAAAGCGCUGGUUCCAGGUGGAUCUUGUCCUUGCCAAGCUGCAGGAUUCUGGCCUUGCCUGAGUCGGCUCCCUUGCCAGCCGCCGCCACAAGGGGCCGCAUGAAAGUAUUCCCCGCGUGGGUCCCCUUGCGGAGAGACACUGCCUGAGGGCGCCCCCCACUAGCAGCCUUCUAAUACUCGCCUUUGUAGAGAGUUUAGCAUUCAAAUGUGUCAUUUUAAAUAAUAAAAUGUUUCUACUUGUAAAUAAAUGGUAUUUUUCUCCCAGUA
This is a messenger RNA of Eublepharis macularius, 8431 nucleotides long. It is a transcript of the gene NUMA1, whose product is annotated as nuclear mitotic apparatus protein 1. Gene Ontology annotation, molecular function: microtubule binding. The transcript has 26 exons. Lineage: Eukaryota; Metazoa; Chordata; Lepidosauria; Squamata; Eublepharidae. The record is from RefSeq and is a predicted model, not a curated record. Gene Ontology annotation, cellular component: centrosome; spindle microtubule; spindle pole. Bases 326 to 6832 code for a protein of 2168 amino acids. Gene Ontology annotation, biological process: establishment of mitotic spindle orientation.